AUGGAAAGAAAGACACCACUACUUCGCCUCUUUGUUGGACCGCCGGCGCGAACACAUUGGUCGGGGUGGCUGGUGGUUUCGGGAUCCCGUAGAAAUGCGUCUUUUAUGCCUCGGGUAUUAGCCACAGCUCGUAUUCAUUCAGUAAUUCUACCCCUUCUUCAUUAUUGGACCUCGCUUCUGAAUAUUUUGACUCUUCCAUGCUGUGUCUCAGGAACCUUUUCAAUACGGUCCGGAUUGCUAGCUCCCGUUCAUAGUUCUGCUACAGACGAUACACGAGGAAGAUUUUUAUGGCGGUUCUUCUUUCUAAUUACAGGCAUAUCUAUGACUCUUUUUUACCAGAUGAAGCAGGAGGCAUCGGUCCGUAGAACCUAUAAAAAAGACAUGGUUGUGGCGCGAAGUACUCUUGUGCACCUACGUCACUCGGCUCGCGCGCAACCCCGCCCCGUUAUGUUAUGGAAUAAUUUCGCUUCUUGCUGGGCUGGUUAUUCAGAGCCAGCAACUGGCUGCCGGAUUUUGUCCCGUCCGUAGCGCUUCGGAAGUCACUCUGGCGUGGCGCUGCUGGAUACUUCUGAUCAAUAGGAAUAGGAGGAAAAAAAAGCUUAUGAUGAGCAUCUAUUGGAGUCGAUCAUUUCCAAGAUCUAAUUCGAGUUUCUUAUUAUGUAGUGGAAACGCCUCACAAUCUUCUGUUUUACGCUUACGCUUAAGGGAAGAAAUGUUCUUGGUGGAUGCAGGCCUUGGUACCCCCAAAAUUUGUAUGCAAGAUGAGCUUACAGGACUGCCAAUCAAGCGAGCCACCAGGUUUGAGAAUAAGGUGGGAUCCAAGAAUGUAGUGGCUGGUGAAUCACUGAUCAAAAAGCGGAUUUUUGAGAGAUUCUUCAUCGAUCUAGUGGCCGGUGAAUCACUGAUCAAAGAGCGAGCAGCCGCCAGGUUUAAUGAUUUUGUGGGAUCCCUGGAUGUAGCGGCUGGCGAACCGCUUCUUCUUCCACAAAGAUUCAGACAAAACCGAGCUUGGA
Molecule: messenger RNA, 1013 nt
Organism: Phragmites australis (common reed)
Lineage: Eukaryota; Viridiplantae; Streptophyta; Magnoliopsida; Poales; Poaceae
Product: probable cytochrome c biosynthesis protein
Biological process (GO): heme transport; cytochrome complex assembly
Cellular component (GO): membrane
Molecular function (GO): heme transmembrane transporter activity
Source: RefSeq, a predicted model, not a curated record